Zootoca vivipara (common lizard) is the source of this 4005-nucleotide messenger RNA. It is a transcript of the gene EVA1A, whose product is annotated as eva-1 homolog A, regulator of programmed cell death. Lineage: Eukaryota; Metazoa; Chordata; Lepidosauria; Squamata; Lacertidae. The record is from RefSeq and is a predicted model, not a curated record.
UCUCUCUCUCUCUCUCUCUCUCUCUCUCUCUCUCGGAUGCGUGCAGAGGACCCCCUUGGCGCUCGCCUUCCUGCUGCCGGGGGUCUCCGGCGAGGCUUCCUUGGUUGCGCGCAGCUCCGCGGAGAGGAAUCGUGAAAGAAAAGAAGAAAGGGAGGCAUGCUGCCUUUUGCCCACUAAACACCCAGACCGUCCUCCUUCCUGUCAAUGAGGCACCAAGGAAGUAUUCAGCCAGACGAUGGAGCCUGUGGGGACCGAGAUGGCUUUGCUCAGCAACGUCCUGGCAGCCUAUUCCUUUGUCACAGAAAAUCCUGAGCGAGCUGCUUUGUAUUUUGUGUCUGGCAUUUGUGCAGGCCUUCUCCUGACCUUGCUGGUUUUAGUACUCCGAAUCUCCUGUCAAACUGAUUGCAAACCAUUGCAAACCAAAAAGCCAUCGUGGGGCAGCGACAGCGACGAUGACUCAGACACUGCGUCCGACCUGUCUGUUCGACGGCACCGCAGGUUUGAAAGAACACUGAAUAUGAACAUCUUCACCUCGGCUGAGGAGCUAGAGCGAGCUCAAAGGCUGGAAGAAAGGGAGCGCAUCAUACGAGAGAUUUGGAUGAAUGGGCAGCCAGAUAUCCCAGGGACCAGGAGCCUAAACCGUUACUACUAACAGUUGGCCAAUGCUACCCCCUGGUCCAGCAGUCACAGCAUCCUCUAAACUUGUUGCUACUCAGGGAAGAGGGAGCACUCCAGAGUUCCCAAGGCAAGCUAACCCAAAGCCUUGUCUCCACUCUCCCCAGGCAAAUUGCCAGCCAGCAUUUUGCUCACAGACAUCUAUUGCUGUUGCUGCUUUUUUGGAACAGAGGGGACAUACCAGACAAAAAAACUCACUUUAUAUUGAUUUGAAAGCAUCUUUAUCAUGGAUUUUUGUUACCACAUACCUGGCAAGGAUGAGAUUUGCUUGUAUAUUGUUUUAACAAUAAGGAUCCUACUAGAGGCAGGGCUGUAGCUAGGGGGUGGUGAGGGGGGCCCUGCCAGAGGCAUAGGCAGUUGGGAGGAGCAAAAUCGUCUGAAAAAUAUGUCCAUAAAUAUAAAUAUUGAUUAUUGCCUCAUAAGAAAUGGUUUUAAAUAGAGGGUGAAUUGAAUGGGUGGAAGGGUGGUGGUGAAAGAGAGGCAGAAAGAAGAGCUAAUUUCUCCGUGGCUGGGGGGGCCGGAUCCCCUGGCUAUGGCUCUGACUAGAGGUGAUUAAAAUACAAUGAUGGUGAAGAGGAAACUGAAGCAGUAAGUCAUGAUAAGGUUUGCAACAUUGGGAAAUUGUGGAAUUAACCCAUGUACAAAAAACCCAAACCUUCAGAACUGAGUAUUCUCACACUAUGAAACUAUUUUGGUGCUUGGGUGCUCAAUAUUCUGUCUUGUUAUUUAAGGCUGUUUCAAAUCUUGCUUUAGUGGCAGCAAUUUUUUUUUAAUAAAAAAACUGUUAUCUCAGGGAAAAAAUCCUUCCCCCAAUUCAAGUUCCCCCAUCCUUUCCCCCCAUCCAAUAUUUUCCAAUGGGGGCUUGUUAUUGCAGAAGUUGUCAGUGAGGACUAAACUGUUUAAAACCUCAAAGAGUUUGAAAGGAUUUGUGUUUGUGAGAGUGUGCACGCUGUGCAGUGCCUUACUGAUACUAAAUUGUAGUUUUCAUAUUAGCAGUUAUGCAUCAGUAUUUCAGAUAUGUAUUAUAUCCCCCCUUUCCCACCAAAAAUAGUUUUUUUCACAGUUGCAUUGCAGGAAGACAAUGGGAGCAAGAGUGGCUUAAAAAACCACACAAGGAUAAGAAUUUGAUGCCAAAUGAAUUUACUUGCUUCAAUUUUUUAAAAAUAUCAAUCUUCUGUUUCAGGUAAAUGCAGUAGAACAUAAAUUAUUUUUGUACAGGUUCCCCAAAGCUGCAUACCCUCCAACAUUCCUUAGAUGAAAAUAGGGACAUUUCCCCUCCCAUUUUUGUUUCCUCCCUCCAGGAGCAUUUCCUGUCUGAAGAAAGGUGAGUGUUGUCACCCCUAUGCCAAUGGGGCACAGCACACCUCCAGCGCCCUGAGAAAACCCCUUAAUCCUGAUUUUGUUUUGUUUUACUCUUUGCUACAUUCACAACAAGAAAAGCACACACCAAAACUUACAUUUUACAAAGGAGCAAGGCUAGACAUGGAUGCACAACAGGUUUUUUUUAAAUUAAAAAAAUCAAGAUUCUUUGCCACCCAGGUGGCCCUGCCCUCUGCCUGCCCCUUAGAGCAAGGGCAUCAUGCUGGUGGCGGCAUCCUCUCCUCCUCUUCCUCACCUGCUCUCCAGCAGCCACUACAAGCUGUCCAAGGGUGGAGAAGCCACCGGGGGGGGGGGGGGGCUCCCUUGCAGCCACCAUCACUCAGGAGCACUGGAGGGGGUGGGAGGGAAAUAGGGACAUUCUGGGAUCAAAUCAGGAGCCGGGGUGGCUUUUGUAAUUCCAUGAUGGUCCCUGGAAAAUCAAGGCCCUUGGAGGGUAUGAAGUUGCUGCAACUGAGAAAACAGCGGUUUUAUCCUGUUCAUCUAGCCUUAGGGCCUGAACACAACCAAAAUUUUCCUCGGUGGUGAAGCAUUCUCAGAAGGCACAGCCCAAGAUUUCAGCAGGAUUGGAGCAUGCCCCAUCCUGUAAACAUUAACUAGGCUCCUUGCUUUUAUAACCGGUUCAAGUCAUUUCUGCUGGAAGUUGUUGACUGGUUUGCAUACACGGAUCCCGGAUGUGAAACUGCUCAGUGGCCUUAGAUAUAUUAAAGGUGAUGAAAUGUUUUCUGCGUUUCUUUUUAAUAAACAUUUUUAUUAGAUUUUCCAAUUUAAAUAUCUAAUCCAUUUUCAAAUUAAACAAAUUAUGCAAAUAUCAAUUACUGUAAACAAUUAAUCCCAAUCCUCUGCCAAAUUAUACAAAUUUAUCGACUUCCCCUGCUUCAGGCUCAGAAGGCCUAGUCCUCUUAUAGUCGCUGCAAUUCUUUUCAAUAUAGUCCAGGUCUUAUUCCAUCAUCUAUUAUUAUCUUUCUUCUUUUUUCAAGUCACUGAGUUCUUCCAGCAAGCAAGUUUAAUCAAACCAUAUAUGAUUCUGUGUGAAUUUAUAUCUAUAUUUCCCUUCUGUAAAUUUAGCACUGUCUCCUCGCACGCUGGUAUCUUGCCAAGUCCGUCCAAAAAUCCUUUUCACAGCCGGCAGCCACGAUCUUCAAAUAAUCCUAGUAAAUCAGAUCUUUAAGCCUCUGUGAUGAUUUCUCCAAGCCGCUACUCAAAACAGCCUUUCCGGGGGAGGUUUUGCCAGGUCACAAUCGUAUACACACAUCUAUUGUCAUUAUUUAUGGCUCCCUCCCCCUUUGACUGUUGUUGUGGCCGGCUCUGUCUCCAAGAUGGCGGAGGCUGGUUUUGUAACUGCGUCAUAUCUCAGAAAUUUCUUGACAAGUUUCCAACUGCUAAUGAGCUUGCUUCUCUUUGAUGUCCAUAAAUUUAGGGAAUCUUUAGCCACAUUCCAGGCAAGUCCUAUGUGUUUAACCACUUCCGAUAAUCUUUGGUACCAAUUGCGGCAGAAGUCCAGGACUCUACCUGUUUCCACCCCCCACUCCCCAUAUUGUGCUGUGUUUAAUUGUUAUAUUUGUUCUGUAAGCUUCCCAGAGACUUUAUGUUAUGGAGCAGCAGUAGACAUUCGGUACAUAAACGUCCCACUGAGUGUGAUGGGACUUAUGAAUCAGCAAGAGGAAACAAAGUUGGGGCUGGCUUGAAAUGACCACGAUCACCAGGGAUUAUUUUGGUUUGCCAAUUUGUUGAUGAAAUGGCCAUGGGAUCCCAUUGAAGCGUUCCUCUUUGUCUCCUGCACUUGGCAGAACUGAAUAAAGGCUUGGCUACAAUGAUCUCCUUCGCUGAAUCUCUGCCUUUAGUGCAAAUUUCCCUCAAUUUCUCCCUCCCUUCAUGGGAAGCCUCCAGUCGUUACCCAUUCAGCUGCUAUUUUGUAAGACUUUCUCAAUAAAAACUAAAGUUUCCAGAAAA